Molecule: messenger RNA, 2370 nt
Organism: Symbiodinium sp. CCMP2592
Lineage: Eukaryota; Dinophyceae; Suessiales; Symbiodiniaceae
Source: the annotation of a GenBank genome assembly
AUGCACGGCUACUACCUAGGAGGAAAGCACCAGGUGCAAAAAGAAGAAGUUUUGGACCACCUGGCAAACUCGGUGGAGCUGGACAGCAUUCUCGAUGGAAUUGCUUUCGAUCGUGGAUUGCAGCAGGAAGCUUGGGACGAGGAAGAGAUCCGCAACGAGAUUUCGGACUGGGCUACCAGCCGCACGACGCUGAACAGAGGUGCCCUGGUGACCAGGAGAAACGACUUCUCCUGGACCAUCAAUGCGCUGGUUACGAAUGAGUUCGUCAACAAUGGGCUGACGGACCCCGACGAUGGCGAUGCAGAUGAAGAGGCAGCCCGCGAUGCAGACGGGCAGCGUGCGGCAGUGGAAGGUGGCAGCAAGCCGGAGCCGCAGAACGCCAAGGAGUUCAAUGCUCUACGUGAAGAGUAUCGCAACAGUUGGGGCAUGGCUGCAGAUUUCCUGCUUGACAGAGAUCUACAAAAGAGGCUCCGUGUGAUCUACCUGACAUUGGCUCCGCUCGAAAGAGAAUACUACGAUGAUGUGAAGAAGCAGCAGAAGGGUCAAAAGGAGCUUGCACGGUGGGCUGCGCAUCGUGCGGCAGGUGACUCAACUGUGGUCGCUGAGACCCUGCAGCUGCUGCACAACCCGGUGCUUUUCGAGCAGCUGUCCAUGGCCAGCAGUGACGAAAACGACGCCUCACUUGAGGAUCCCUGGGUCAAGGAGGAAGCGGCACUGUGCGACAUGGUGUUCGACAUGGUGACGGAGGUGGCUGCUGCACGAGUCUGGAGCCAAGCCAUGUUCCGGGUGAUGAUGCCGCAGCUUUGUGCCGGGGUUCUACACGAAGAUGCCGCCGUGGCCACCAGGCUGUGCAACUUCAUGAACCGCCUCACAGAAGCCGCGCUAGAGGCUGAAAAGGUCGUGGGGAACCAGGCGCUCACAGCUUGUCUCAACGACAUGGCCUGGAACCAGAGCCAGGCAGCCAGAGAGCUCAUGAAGAUUGGGAAGGACUGCCAAUGGACGCCCGCCGACAACACCCUCGUCGAGUUUGCCUUUCGGCUGUAUGCCGGCCCGCACAGCACCAAGUUCAUCCUCGAAGAUCAGUUCAAUCACCUGCAGCACCUCUCCCGGCUGCAAACGAAGGGGCGCAGCCACAUGGCCAAGCCAAGCCAGUACUUCUACACCGCAACAUCGCCAAUACUGUCUACCGCACAUCUUCCCGGUCCGAAGGUCGCCUUUGCAUCCUUCCAGCAAUGCCUUCAGGUUGCCGGUCGAAGGAGAUCAGACAUGGAGGCGAAACAGAAGCAGCUGGCGCUCUACAAGCCCGGACAGCACAAAGUGCCAGAGGCACUGGGGACCAAGAAGCAGAUCUUAGGACUGACGCGAACGUGGAAGGCAGCCGGCUACCGCAGCAAUCGUGUCGCCGCAGCCGCGACUAUGCUGGUGUUGACCGGGCAGCAGAACAGCUGGCAGCACAUUGCGCGCGCGUGGUCUGGCUGCCUAUUCAUGAAGGGCAAGAUUUUCCACAACACCGAGCAGGACUCUUACGUCCUCUCCUUGGGUUUCUUCUCCUGGGGUGCCCAAGCAGCCAAGUUGGACUACUUCGUCUUCACCGCCGACACCAAGACAAGAUGGGUAUUCAACUUCAGCCUGGCAGAGAGCAUUUGGCAGGCAGUGCCGUUUCGUGUGCUGCCGCCGUGCUGCAACCGGAACAGCAGCAAGGGGGCAACUCUUAUGCGGACUGGGGCCAACGAAGACUUGUUGGCGCAUGGUGUCAGGCACGGCAUUUUCUUGACUGUGCCGGAGCUGAAGCAAAUCUACCUGGCCAACAGAUGGCCCUUUCCGGGCAGCCGGAAACCCGACUUCGUUCAGGACCUCAUCCAGCGCUUGCAUCCCGGCGCAAGCGAAGAGAUGCGUGAGGCCAUGACGGCAGGUCUCAUGGGAGCGGCUGCGCGCAAGCGGAAGGUCAGAACAACUACUACUGAAGCUGUUGAUCAGGACGAGUGCCCGGAAGAGCUCUUGGAAGUCAUAUCCGGACUGGAUCCGGAGAACGCAGACGCGGCGAAAGGAGUGCGAAAAGCUUGCGUGGAACAGCUUCUGGAGCGACAGAAGCAGCGGCUCAAGGAAGAGCUCAAGCCAGGUCGAUCUGAUCCAGCGGCUACCGAACGGACUUCGCAUGGUCAGGGAGGCUGGCAAAAACAGAACUUCACACCUCCAGAGCUGCGUGACUUGCUGCCGCCAACGACCAAGACAUGCUGGAUCAAGCGACAGAUCGGUGCCAAGCAGUACGCUGGUUUCUAUGACCGUGCCCAGUCCAUACUAGUAGUAAGCAGUUUUGACAAUACCUUGUUUUCCCUGAUGUUCCUGGGCUUCCCAAACGAAACCCAAUAA